Molecule: messenger RNA, 5137 nt
Organism: Diceros bicornis minor
Lineage: Eukaryota; Metazoa; Chordata; Mammalia; Perissodactyla; Rhinocerotidae
Gene: SNAP29
Product: synaptosome associated protein 29
Exons: 5
Coding region: 147-923 (258 amino acids)
Biological process (GO): synaptic vesicle priming; exocytosis; synaptic vesicle fusion to presynaptic active zone membrane
Cellular component (GO): plasma membrane; SNARE complex
Molecular function (GO): SNAP receptor activity; syntaxin binding
Source: RefSeq, a predicted model, not a curated record
AGCAGGGGAGGCUGGGCUGCGGAGCGGUGGGCGCUUCCCGAGGGCCUCGGGAGGGCAGCCGGGACCCUUGCGGGCCAGGAAAGGCCAUUCGUCCUCUUGGCCGCGCAUCUCCUGCUCCUGCUCAGACUGAGUCGAGCGCCGGCACCAUGUCGGCCUACCCCAAAAGCUACAACCCGUUCGACGACGACGCGGAGGAUGAACGCGCCCUGCCGACCCCGUGGAAGGACGCCAGCGACCUCCCCGACGGGCUUGGCGCACCCGCGGACCGACAGCAGUACCUGCGGCAGGAGGUGAUGCGCAGGGCCGAGGCCACGGCCGCCAGCACCAGCAGGUCCCUGUCGCUCAUGUACGAUUCCGAGAGGAUCGGGGUCGCCACUUCCGAGGAGCUCGUCCGUCAGCGAGGAGUCUUAGAACGCACAGAGAAGAUGGUGGACAAGAUGGAUCAAGAUUUGAAGACCAGCCAGAGGCAUAUUAACAGCAUUAAGAGUGUGUUUGGGGGGCUUGUCAAUUAUUUCAAAUCCAAACCGGCAGAGACCCCACCUGUGCAGAAUGGCACCCCCACCCCCCAGCCCAGCAGCAGAUUGAAAGAAGCCAUAAGUACAAGUAAAGAACAGGAGGCACAGAACCAGGCCAGCCACCCAAACCUCAGGAAGCUGAAUGACUCAGACUCUGUCCCUGGUGGGGCCAGUUCUUCUGUGAGUACUGAGGCUUACCCGAAGAACGCACACCUUCGAGCCUAUCACCAGAAGAUCGACGACAAUCUAGAUGAGCUGUCCUUGGGACUGGGCCGGCUGAAGGACAUAGCCCUGGGGAUGCAGACGGAAAUUGAGGAACAAGAUGACGUUCUUGACCGCCUCACAGCCAAAGUGGACAAGUUAGAUGUCAAUAUAAAAAGCACAGAAAGAAAAGUUCGACAACUUUAAAGACAGAGAAGGAUUUUCACUCCGUUGUGGUGAAAAGAUUUGAAAGAUCCUCUUUUAAACUCCCAAGAAAUUUCAUGUAUUAUUUUAGUAUGUAAUUUAACAUGCGUUUGCAAAUGUUAUAAGGGAGUGGGUCUUAAGAGAUUUUGUUGUGAUGAGAAGUGUGUGUCCUACAUUUUCUUAGAGCCAACAGCUCUCUCUCUUCUUUGAACUGAGUUCUUAGAGUUUUAAUCUGAGCACAGUAGCCUGGCAUUGAAUAUCCUGGGCCUUUGAUUACCAUGCUGGAAUGAGAAUGAAAGGCUGCAGUUCUCGCUUUAAUGAGCAUAUAGAAAGAUAUGGGUGGAAUUUCAGUCUUGGAACCAUCAACCUCUAUUUCUCUGUUUGCUGUAUUUCUCAUUCCUAGGCCUUACCGUGAGUCUAAGGGACUGUGUGAGCCAGUUGUUCAUGGGAGAAAAGCCCUUCCCACAUCUUUGUUUAGCAGUCAUCAGCCACUUCCGCCCAUACACACACACACACACCACAUCAUGAUUCUCAGAACCUCCUAGAAAAGGAUCAGUGUUAGAUUCAGAAAAGGAGUGUGUCUUUGCUAUUUUGUUGACGGAUGUCGCCUCUUCCCCUCCUGCCCUCUGCCCUCAGCAUGCAUUUUAGUAGGAGAGGUUCAGACCAGCGUUGCUCACUGUGUUGCCUGGGAAUGUGUAGGGAACUGGGUGAGCCAUUCUUCCCCACACGCUCUCCUCUCUAACUGUGUCCAUGGUUGGGAACAGCUUCUCCACUGGCUCAAGGCUGCGUGGCUGGCGACUGGGGACUCUUUCGAGUUUGUGGGGAUGGAGCAUCACACAGACUGCGGCCAAGCAUUAGUCUUCCUCCACCUCCUCCUUCCUGAGCUCUGCACCCCUCUGGGGAUCACUGUGACCAGGCCUAGGGUAUGGCAGUUUAUUCAGUGGCUGGGGUCUCCUGACCCGUCCAGGAUUUCCACCCACUCUUCUUAACACUUUUUGCAAGAUGACUUGACUCAUCACUUGGUUCUCUGCCACUCAGUUUUAGAACUGGAACUCCACAAAUGAUGCUGACUUUGUUUUUUUGUUUGUUUUUUUUUGUGAGGAAGAUCAUCCCUGAGCUAACAUCCAUGCCAAUCCUCCUCUUUUUGCUGAGGAAGACUGGCCCUGAGCUAACAUCCGUGCUGAUCUUCCUCCAUUUUACGUGGGAAGCCACCACAGCAUGGCCUGACAAGCGGUGCAUCAGUGUGCGCCCGGGAUCCCAACUGGGGCUGCCAGCCCCAGAGCAUGCGCGCUUAACCACUACGCCCCAGGGCCGGCCCGAUGCUGACUUUGUAUGGAAGGAUUUGGCUAAAAAAAAAAAAAAAAGGCCGGACAUUAGCAUUUUAACUGACCCAGCUGGUUCUUUUCUUUCAUUUUACAAAAAGAAUCACUUAAAAGCAUUAAUUAAAAUUAAUUUCUAUAAUUAAAUAAAUUUGUGUUGGUAUCUCCAACAAAAUAAUUGAUGCCCCAAGGCCCUUGUCUUUUUAAAAAGCAAAUUAAAAUAUUUUGAAGAUGGUGUCUUUAAAAAGACAGAUUAGGUCAGAAACUAAAAUAACAGUGCCUUUCACCUUGAAACAUGGCACUGGCUAUGUGACCUUCACCACUUGGAUUGUGUAGCUUAUAAAUAAAGCAAAGGAAACCUCUCUUUUUAAAGUGCUAUAGCAAUGCAUCAGUAUUUAUGUGGCUGUUCCAUCCCAUAAUGCAUGACCUUCCUGAAUGCUGACAGCUGCCAUUGGCAGACACAGCUUUCUGUCGUGUUCCAGCCACCUCAGGGAGUCUGAUCCAUGUCAUUAUGACUAUCCCAGGAUAUAAGGACACCAUUAAAGGUAACCAGAUUAGAUGUUUGUUUAUCAGAUGAGCUCAUCAUGAUUAUUCUCUUUUUUUUUUUUUUUUGUGAGGAAAGAUCAGCCCUGAGCUAACAUCCAUGCUAAUCCUCCUCUUUUUGCUGAGGAAGACUGGCUCUGAGCUAACAUCCAUUGCCAAUCCUCCUCCUUUUUUUUUUCCCCAAAGCCCCAGUAGAUAGUUGUAUGUUAUAGCUGCACAUCCUUCUAGUUGCUGCAUGUGGGACACGGCCUCAGCAUGGCCGGAGAAGCGGCGCGUCGGUGCGCACCGGCGAUCCAAACCCGGGCCGUCAGCAACAGAGCGCGCGUACUCAACCACUAAGCCACUGGGCCGGCCCCAUGAUUAUUCUCUUGAUAACUGGUAAAAGGAAAAUUUUAAAUGUAUACCCAGCCCAAACUAAAUGAGUUCACAGGGCUUUCAGCCAAAAGGCUGAUCAAAAGCGCAAAGCCAGAAUGCGGAGCAGCCCAUAUGUGCAUUUCCACUCAUUCUAAUUGUUUCUGGUUUUUUUCUCUCUAACACCUUUCAUUCUUCUGUUUAUCAUCAUCAGGCGUAGACUCAUGGAGAUGAGUCAUUAUACCUCAGACCUAAACUUAUUUUUUCAAAUAAAUACACAUAAAGGCCACUGCUAAACAGUCUCUUCAGCGGCCUUCCAUUUGCAUAAUGGGAUUAGUGAUUUAACUGACUUGAAGCAAAGUAGCACCUUAUUUUAUGUACCUUCCCUGUCUUGUUGGAUUGAUGAAGCCAAUCACUCCCCCUUUCCCCUCAAGCAUAUGGAAGGAGAGUUGCCCUCACUUUUCUAGAAAUUUGUCUUCCUUUGACACAUUAGAGGGCCUCAUACAUUUUGUUCUGUUCUUGUUCAGACCCUCUUGCUCUAAAGCCUUGGCUGAGGUAUUGUUGCUAAGCUACAUGCUGGCCAGCGGCUUCUUUCUGCUGUGUCUUCACCCCUGCACCCAUGCCUACCAAGGACCAGUUGCUGAUGCUACCUCUGUAAAGCAAAGUUGCUUGCAUUUGUAGAAAACAAAGAACUGAGGAGCCUCUAGAAUCUUUGCACAUGAUAAUUAUGAUCAAAGAGAAAACAUUCUACCCUCUAGACCAGAUACAUAUCAUGGAGACACUGAGAGGUGCUCUGGCUGGGGUUGGCUAUAGGGUGGGCUUUGGUGCAACAGACAAGACCAGUGAACUUGUCCUUCUUGCCAGAUGGGGUCUGUAAGACAGAUUUUUUUUUUUUUUUGAGUAAGAUUGGCCCUGCACUAACAUCUGUUGCCAAUCUUCCUCUUUUUCUUUUUUCUCCCCAAAGCCCCAGUACAUAGUUGUGUAUCAUAGUUUUAGAGCUGUAGCUCUUCUAUAUGGGACAGCACCUCAGCAUGGCCCGCACCCAGGAUCCGAACUGGUGAACCCCGGGCCACUGAAGAGGAACGUUCGAACUUAACUGCUACGCCACCGGGCCAGCCCCUGUAAGACAGAUUUUUAUUUCCACAGUUGAGCGGGAAACAAGCUGUGCCUUCAAAAAAAGUAGCUUUUCUUUUUUGUGUCUGUGAGGAAGAUCAGCCCCGAGCUAACAUCCAUGCCAAUUCUCCUCUUUUUGCUAAGGAAGACCGGCUCUGAGCUAACAUCUAUUGCCAAUCCCCCUCCUCUUUUUUCCCCCAAAGCCCCAGUAGAUAGUUGUAUGUCAUAGUUGCACAUCCUUCUAGUUGCUGUAUGUGGGACGCCGCCUCAGCAUGGCCGGAGAAGCAGUGCGUUGGUGCGCGCCCGGGAUCCGAACCUGGGCCACCAGUAGCAGAGCUCACGCACCUAACCACUAAGCCACGGAGCUGGCCCCAAAAGUAGCUUUUCUAACUCUAGUUAUAUGUUAAGUGGCUACUAACCUAAAAAUAAGUGCGUUCUCCUUGGAGGAAACUAUUUCCAACAUCUGGUGAUUUGUAACUUAACAGCAGUGAGGGUGCCUUGUGGAUGUCUUUUUUGCAUUCUGUAGGAAAGGAAACCUCAAUUUAACUCAAGUGGCAAGAAAAAAAUACAUACUUGCACUUUAAUUUCUCUAACUUCUUUUUGUGAGUACUUAAUUUUAAAUGUACACUAUACCAACUUAGUAAAACUCUUAUAAUUUGCCCACAUAGGCCUUUUCUGCAGAAUUUUUAAAGUUACAAAUGUUUUUAAGCAUCUUCAGCUCUGAUAAAUGAAAUGUCUCGUGUACAGAAUGAUGAGCUAGUCGUUAAAAGUGCUCAUGGGAGGGGGGCUUUUUUCAGAGUCUGUAUCAGAACAGCUCUUAUGCUCCAUGCCUUCAACUCAACAAAUGACCAUAUUCCAUAAAAUAAAAUGUGAAGUUGUUUUUUAAUCACA